AUGCCACUCAAUAUUGUCAUCGUUGGCGCUGGGUUUGCCGGCGUCUGGAGCGCUCUUUCAGCCAGGCGGCUCAUCUCCUUGCACCUCAACAAAGAUCCAGCCGCGGCCGAUAUCCAAGUGCUUCUCAUUGCGCCUGAGCCACAGCUGGUCCUGCGGCCUCGGCUCUACGAAUCGAACCCGGAAAGCCUCGUUUUCCCACUCACCGACCUCUUCAGCGCGACGGGGAUUCGCUUCAUCCAAGGCACAGUCGACGCUGUCCGUGUCGAGGAGAAGCACGUCUUGAUUGCCAGCCCCUCUGGUUCUACGUCAAUACAGCCCUAUGAUCGUUUGAUAUUCGCGGCCGGGAGCAGCUUGAUCCGGGCUCCUAUCCCCGGCCUGGACAACCACGCCUUCAAUGUUAACCAAUUGGGUUCCGCCAUCAAGUUGGAAAACCACCUGCAAAGCCUCAAGUCAAAACCUCCCAGCAAGGCUCGAAACACCGUCAUUGUAUGCGGGGCAGGCUUUACGGGCAUCGAGCUUGCAACGGAGAUGACACGGCGGCUUCAGUCCAUCUUGGGCAAGGAUACCGAUGCCAAAGUCGUGCUUGUCUCGCGGGGGGAUGAGGUUGGCGAUACCCUCGGACAGGGACCCCGCCACGUCAUUUCCCGAGCUCUUGGCCAGUUGGGAGUAGAGACGAAACUCGGGACAACCAUCACCGCCAUCGACGCUCUUGGCAUCACGACCCAAGCAGGGGAGCGUCUUGAAGCCAUGACCGUUGUCUGGACGGCCGGCGUAGCAGCCACGGAGCUCUCAAAGCAGAUUCCGGGGGACAAGGACGCACUGGGCCGCCUACGCGUCGACCAAGAUCUUCGCAUGCCGUCGAACAAGGACAUCUUCGUAGCAGGUGACUCGGCUUGUGCCCCGACAGGUGACUAUAGCCACGACGCCCUCAUGUCAUGUCAACACGCCAUACCGAUGGGCCGAGCAGCGGGCUACAACGCCGCAGCAGAUCUUCUCAACCUGCCAACCGCGCCAUACUACCAACCAACAUAUGUCACAUGUCUUGAUCUCGGCCCGUAUGGAGCCGUUCUCACUCAAGGCUGGGAGCGCAAGGUGGUGUUUUCUGGGACAAUAGCCAAGAAGAUCAAGACGUACGUCAACGGAACUCUGAUAUACCCUCCAGGGCCAGCUGAUCCGGCCAAGGCGCUUGCUGCCGGAAAUCCAGCGAUUGAAUCGGCUACCGCGCAGCAGCUCCAGGGCAAAGCUCUAUCACUCGUCAGUUUCUUUACCUCUAGGUUCCUGUAG
Messenger RNA from Trichoderma aggressivum f. europaeum, 1284 nucleotides. RefSeq lists its product as uncharacterized. Lineage: Eukaryota; Fungi; Ascomycota; Sordariomycetes; Hypocreales; Hypocreaceae. Gene Ontology annotation, biological process: aerobic electron transport chain. The transcript has a single exon. Gene Ontology annotation, molecular function: NAD(P)H dehydrogenase (quinone) activity. The coding region runs from base 1 to 1284 and encodes 427 amino acids. The record is from RefSeq and is a predicted model, not a curated record.